GAGGAAGGAGCAGCAGUCUUCAAAGGCUCCGCUGAGCCUUGAUCGCUGGGACCGGACCAGCCGGUCAAGCCGGCCCAAAAAUGGUCCCCCCACCGACGCAGUCGCCUCUCGAGUCGCCCCUCGACCUCUUGCUCCAUACCUCAGCCUCCACCGGCUCCAGCCCUAGCCCAGGCACCAGUCCCAGCACCGCCACGGAUGCCUCACCUCCCCCACCGCCAGAUGGCAGUCCCUGGCCCCCCAACGGCUCCUGGCCGAUGGGCCGUGGCAGGGGUCUGGGAGGUGGCGAGGGGGUGAGCCCGUGGGACAUCGCACUGUGCGCAGCAGGCACAGUCAUGGCCUGCGAGAACGCCCUGGUGCUGGCCGUGCUCUGUUGCACUCCCAGCCUUCGGGCUCCCACUUUUAUGCUUAUAGGUAGCCUCGCCCUGGCCGACCUGCUCGCUGGCGUGGGCCUGGUGGCCAACUUCGUUGUCAGAUGCGUGAUGGAUCCGGUGAGCGACGCUGUAGCCCUGUGUUUGGCCGGCUUGCUGCUGUCCGCCUUUUCGGCCUCUGCUUGUAGUCUGCUGGCCAUCACGGUGGAUCGAUACCUGUCCCUGUACAACGCUCUCACCUACCAGGCCGAACGCACUCUGCCCUUCACCUGUGGUCUCCUGGCGGCUCUCUGGCUCACCUGUCUCGGCAUUGGUGCUCUUCCCGCUAUGGGUUGGCAUUGCCUGGACACCCCUGACAACUGCAGCGUUCUGAGCCCCCUGACCAAGGAUCAGGCGGCCGGGCUGUCUGUCUCCUAUCUGUUCCUCUUUUCCUUUAUCCUGCAUCUCUACCUGCAGAUCUGCCGGGUCGCCUUCCGCCACGCGCAGCAGAUCGCUGUCCAGCGCCACAUUGUCAACAAUGCUGGCUCUCCCAUGCCGUCCGCCUUCUGCCUGAUGUCCAGCACUCGCAAGGGCGUGUCCACUCUCUCGCUGAUCCUGGCCACCUUCGCCUUCUGCUGGGUGCCCUUGGCCGUCUACGCGAUGGUGGCUGACCCUACCUAUCCGCAGGUCUACACCUACUACCUGGCGCUGCCAGCCGCCUGCCACUCGGCCAUUAACCCGGUGGUCUACGGCUUUCGCAACCCUGAGAUUCAGAGGUCUCUGUCGGUUGCCUACACCACCUAUUUGCGCUCCCUCUUCUCCCGACCUCGCGCUGCCUCCAGCAACGUCUGAGGCUCUGGGCGAGGGAGUGGGGCGAGGGUCCGGGAGGAGAGGUUGAGGAGUGUCGAGGUGGGGGCUGAGGAAUGAGUGGAGUGGACGAGCCCAGGGCUUCUCGGCUGAGAGGUCCUGGGCCAGAGGAGGGGCAGGGAACACCGAAGGGGAAGGGUCCGUGUGAGGACAGAGCAAAAUGGGGAAAGUUGGAGUGGGAGGCCCCUUCCGGGGUAGAAUUGCCCCCUCGUGAUGGAAUCAGCCUCUGGCCUUUCGCCCCCUGACCUUGCUGCCUCCCUCCCGGGGUGCAAGGCUUCCCCCCCAAUUCAGCUCCAUGCUUAUCCGCUCCAACUCGGAAGCGGUUUCACGCUGGCUGCUCUGUGCGCAUUUGUGCGUGUUUGUACGUGUUUGUGCCUAUGUGCUGGUGGAAGCAGAAGCACUAUCCCAAAAAUUCUUCAAUUCGAGGCGGGGGCUUGGGGAGAUGUCCCCUCAGCCUUCCAAGGAACCCUAGGCUUGGAAGAGGGAAAGAACAGGAUCUCCUGGGGGAAGGUGAGGGUUGGGUUCCUCAACUGGAAAUGAGGGAGGCUUCUCCCUUGACGUGCCCCGCUCUCUCCCUCCCCCCCCAGACCCUAUUGCCUACUUCCCUUCCCCAAUCCAAGAUGGGCAUUCUGCCCCCAAGCACCUCUGGAGCGCUGUGUUUCAGCACCAGCAAGCAUGGAGAGCUCCCGGCUGGGAGAAGUCUUGAGUUCUACAAAGCAAGUCACCUGGGGAGGCUGCAGGCUUGCUUCCUCCCUCUCAGGAAGAGUGUGGAGUCUCUGGAGGACUCGAAAUGGGAGGAAAAAAAAAAAGACCUUUGCGUCGUUGUCACUUUGGCUUUAAAUUGUCAUUCCAGAGGUGGCUGACUCCCCUACUCCCAAUCUUUGUAGAGUUUGCAAUGCACUUUGGAAGACCCUCUCCUUCCUGGCAAAGGGAAUCGAGUGACCAUUAGAGAAGCACAAGUCUUGUCCCACCUCCCAGGUUCAGAGGGAGCUACCUCCCCACUGUCCCUGCCCAUGAAAGUAUCAGACUCUCGUUGGGGGGGUGGGAAUUUAAGUGUCUACAGACAGUAGAUGUGGGAGCCAGGAAGGGACAGAGGAGGGUUCAAGAAUGGAUGUUCAGAACUCAGUCGGCCCUUCCCCUGCUAUUUCCACCUGUGUAUCUCGCAAUGUGUCUAUAGUAAAUUCUUAAGGGGACUGGGGUUGCU
Phascolarctos cinereus (koala) is the source of this 2418-nucleotide messenger RNA. Its product is annotated as G-protein coupled receptor 12-like. Gene Ontology annotation, biological process: G protein-coupled receptor signaling pathway. Gene Ontology annotation, cellular component: membrane. Gene Ontology annotation, molecular function: G protein-coupled receptor activity. The record is from RefSeq and is a predicted model, not a curated record. NCBI's taxonomy places the organism in Eukaryota, Metazoa, Chordata, Mammalia, Diprotodontia, Phascolarctidae.